UUUCUUUGCAUACAGCGGGCCGAUUUCCAAGACUCAGUUUACGUUUCAGCUUACGACGUAAUCGAGGAGUUUACAUUAUCCAGUCUUACAUGCCCUCCAUCCUAUUGGUUGCCAUGUCGUGGGUUUCCUUCUGGAUCAGCCAAUCGGCUGUGCCUGCGAGGGUGUCUUUAGGGAUCACCACAGUGCUCACUAUGACGACAUUGAUGGUUAGCGCUCGCUCAUCGUUGCCCCGUGCAUCCGCCAUCAAAGCUCUGGACGUGUAUUUCUGGAUCUGCUACGUCUUUGUGUUCGCUGCCUUGAUUGAAUACGCGUUUGCUCACUACAAUGCAGACUACAGCAAGAAGGAGAAAGCCAAAGUCAAGACACACAAAAAACCAGAGUCUAUGGUGAAGAAUGGAAAGCAGGCCAUGGUUCUGUUCUCCCUCUCUAUGGCUGGCAUGAAUCAGGGCCUUCUGAUCUCAAAGAGACAGAGCCGAACCCAGCGCUCCACUGAACCUCCCCCUAAUCUACAGGAGGACAGCGAAGCCCGUGGCACUCAGUCCCGUCGAGUACAGAAAGAAAGCAACGAAGACAAAAAAUGCUGUAAAUGUAGACCCAUUGAUGCUGACACCAUUGACAUCUACGCUCGCGCCGUCUUCCCUUUCACCUUUGCUGUGGUUAAUGUCAUCUACUGGGUGGCUUACACUAUGUAAUGAGUUAUUAAGGAUUAAGUUCUGCAUGUAUAUACAUCAAUAAACUGAUGUGUCACCAAAUCAAGAGAUUAUAAUACAGAAAUAUCUAUACAUUAUAACAGGAUAUUAUUUAUUAAACUAUUAAAUGCUCACGAAUGCACUGUUGUAAUAUAGGUUUAAAUAUGUUAAAUAGGUUGUGUUUAAUUUUUUUGGGAAGACUGAAACAUAUUUACAGUGAUAUUCAUGCUUUCCUUUAUUUUGCUCUACAUCUGCUCUUAGUUGUCAUUUAAUCUCAGUAUAUCCUCUCUUUCCGUAUAUUUGCAUCAGAUUAGUUUCUCUGUGCUGGUAUAAAUGAGCGCUGUUGGAAUAAAGUUGAAUUUUGAACGA
Messenger RNA from Paramisgurnus dabryanus, 1058 nucleotides. The record is from RefSeq and is a predicted model, not a curated record. Lineage: Eukaryota; Metazoa; Chordata; Actinopteri; Cypriniformes; Cobitidae.